UGUAACAAGCAGUGAAACAGAAAAGCCUCAGGCAGGCUUACGUUUUGAGUUUUUGACGAAGUCGAGAAACGUUUCGACCCCAGUUGUGAGUACUUUGCUUGAGAACUGAUGAUUUCAUCCUACUGUGGAAGCUGAGACUCCAGCAGAAGUAAUGGUGAAUUAAUUUCUGAAGACCACCUGAGGAAAAUGGAGUUUCCAAACCAAGAGCUUGACUUUCCCUCUUGCAGUCACCAAACAAAUGCAGUAGCCUAACCUCCUUAAAAAAAAAAAACACCACCAGCUUUUUCACCCAGCAUUUUUCUUGCCUUAUUUCUACUUUUCCAGUGUACCAGCAAAUCCUCAAACAUAACCUACCUGCUCUUUACCUGUACAGGUGCUUUCAGUAGCAGUGGAAGCUUCUUUCUCAGCACCUCCAGUUUUAUUCUCUCUCCAGAAAACCUCCAUUUCCAAAUGAUGCGAACGGACAGCAAAGGCCGAAGUGCCUCCCCUCACAGGAUAACCUAUAGGUCUGACUUUCACGCCAUCAAAUGUUCUUUUGACACUGGGACCGGUCUAACACCAGGGACCAAAGCUGCUGACAGACUCCCAUCUAGCUUGUCAGAUGCCAUCAUGUCCCAGACCAGCAACACCACCAGCACCAGAGGAAGAAUCCCCAGCACCAGAGGGACCAAGAUCAGAGAUAACAUCUUUCUGCAAAUGGACAGCCAGCAGCUGAAACAAGAUGGAGGUCCAGUGUUGAGUUCUGGCUCCACUCCCCUACUUUCUCCCCAUAAUCCUGGUCCACAGCUGCAGCUUUCACCUUUUUCUGGAUCAUCCAAACUAUCAUUUGGCAGCUCGUCAGCUUCGCAAGAUAAACCAUCCCGAUCAGAGGAGAUCACGGAUAUUGAAAGAGCUGCUCUUGCUCAGAGGUUCACUGUAACCCGGAGGUUGUUUGAGACCAAGUCGAUGGAGGUUGGAGGAGGUGGAGGGCAAGUUGUGAAAGGAGUAUCCAGCAGAGGAAGCAAGGGGAUGGAAGACGGGAAAAGAGAGGAGUUGGAGGAGUAUGGAGGAGGAAGCAGUGAAAUGGAUAAAGAGGAAGAGGGGAGUGAGGAUAGGAAGGAUACAGAGGAGGAGGGUUCUGAUAGAGAGGAAUCAAUAAACCUACCCACCAUCAUGAAUAUUUCCAUGCCAAAGCCUCCUGCACCAGCCCCCCUGACAACCCCUAAAUCUCCUGAAUGGGACAGUCUUGGGGAAAAAUCUGCUUCCUGUCCUGAUGAAAAUGAUGAAAUUUCACACUCAAAACUAGACAAGGAAUGCACAACAAACGGUGUAUGCUUGACUCCGGAGAGGCCAGUCAGGGCAGAGCUUGUGGACGUAAAGACUGAGUCGUCAGAAAGUGAUGAGAACGAAGAAGAGAAGGUCAAAUACUGGCUUGAAAGGGAAAAGAGCAUUAACAGAGGUGUGGGAGAAAGUGUUACAGAUCUGGAUGAUGAUGUUUUUGAGGAACCUUACAUGGAAACAACAAAAAGAGAAGCAUAUACAGUAGAAAAUCAAGAAGGACCAAGAGCAGGAAAACUUCAGCCUCCCCAGAAAGAGUCACCAGCCAGCAUGUCGUGUUUAAGAGAGAGUACGGUUGUCAGGGAAGGUGGUGGAGACAAGUAUCGGCAGGUGAAUGAACAAUGGGAGGGGCACAGCAGAAAGUUUAUUGCACAGACUCAGAAGUCAACAGAUAAAGGUGAGAAAAUGACAGAUGCAGCAGUGGAGGAAUGGACGAGGAGAGGCAUGAUGGAAGAGGAGGUAGAAGUUAAGUUUUACAAUGUAGAAAAGAGGAAAAGUGGAGGCAGAGGAGAAGAAAAAUACACAGACAGUCAGACUGAAGAAGAAGAAGAAGAGGAGGAGGAAAGUGAGAGGGGCGAGAGUUCAGUAUCUGAGCUGCAGGAGCCCGACGAGGACGUCAAGCAGGAGGAGUGCAGAGGGGACAGUGGAGGAGAUGAAGGAGGUGAAGAGGACCAGACAGAAUCUGCUGUUUUCUUAGGGAUUGAAAAUGCAGCUUUUGUGCAUGAGCUUUCAACAAAACAGGAACUGGAAAACUCCAUAAAUGUAGAUAGUCAACACCGCUUGAAGUAUGAGGAAAUUCCUGGCAUCCCUGCUCUGUCGGAUGAGGAAGAUGAGGAUGAAAAGAAAGCUGCAAACAGAAUGGUCAAAUUCUCCACAGCGCCAAUCAAGGUGUUCAACACUUACUCUAAUGCAGAUUACGACAGACACAAUGAGGAUAUUGACCCGGUGUCCGCCUCGGCAGAGUAUGAGCUGGAGAAGAGAGUGGACAGGAUGAACGUCUUUCCGGUAGAGAUAGAGAAAGGUGAAGAUGGUCUGGGCAUCAGUAUCAUCGGGAUGGGCGUAGGAGCCGACCAAGGACUGGAAAAACUUGGAAUCUUUGUUAAGACAGUCACUGAAGGAGGACCAACUCUGAAGGAUGGAAGGAUUCAGGUGAAUGACCAGAUUGUGGAGGUGGACGGGCUGAGCUUGGUCGGAGUGUCGCAGCUGUUUGCAGCCACAGUCCUUAAGAACACAUCAGGCCUGGUCAAGUUUCUGAUUGGCCGAGAAAGGGAGGGGGUGGAGAGCGAGGUAGCGCGACUGAUCAAUGAAAGCCUGGAAAUGGAUAAAACGUCCAGACAGAGUGGAGAUUCAAUUGGAGAUGAGGAUUACGAUGGGCUCAUGUCAGAGAGGGGCUCAUUGGUUGAAGAAGAGGAGGAAGAUGAAGAAGAGGAUAUGACUUUUCUCUCCUGUGUGGACCAUGAUCAACUCUGCCUCAAAUACCAGCAGCUUCAGUCAAAACUUCGUAGCAAAGGAGCCAAACUUCACAAUGUGAGAGCAAAGUUAAAGACAUGGGAGGAACGGCAGGCUUGUUGGGAGAGCCAGAAAGCCGACUUGGAGCAGAGAGCUGAGGAUGAAGAGGACAAAGCUGAAAAACUAGAGAAGUACUGGCAGGAGGCCCAGACACUGUGCAGAGUGGUGAGCCAGAGACUGUCUGAUGCCCAGAGCCAAUCAGAGAGCCUGGAGAUCAAAUACAACAAGGCCAAGAGACUGAUCCGAGAAUACCAGAGCAGUGAAGAAGAGAGGGAGCGAAGAGAAGCAGAUUUGAGGAGGGAAUUGGAGGAGAGAGAUAAGCAGCACAGAGAGACGGUUGAAAGACUGCAAAUCCAGAUAGCACAGCUGGAGGGAAGAGAGCAUGUACCUGAAAGACAGAACCACUCUUUGGACUCUGUAGUCACAGGUUCAGACUGGUGUCUUCCAGUCCCCGAUACAGGACGUCUGGACUCCAGCGCUCACAUAGCCAGAGCUCAGCUGGCCCAGAAAUCCAAGCGCCACCCCCCAUCCCGAGACAAACUCAGAGAGAGCUUCAGGAAACAGGAAGAAGAUCAUCAGAAACAGGAGAGCACAUCGCUGUCUGCCUCUACGGUAGCUCAAAGGAUCAGCAGAAGUGACCUCUCCAGUUCUUCAUCGUUCCCAUCCCUCAGUUCUCAACCGCCUACCAGCUCCAACUUCACACCUCCUGUCUACAUCAACGACACUGCCACUCCCUCAUCCUGCAAAUCCUCUGCCUCCAGGAGGUCCAAAAGGAAAUUUCCAGACUUCAGUGGUCUUCGAAAGUCUCUCGGGAAAAGGAGAAGUGAGAAACUACGCAAAAGGUCUAUGAACAACAGGGCGUCCUGUGGUGAUCUGAUAGAUGAGCCUGCUGGAGUUUCUCCAUCAGGUUCCAUCACCUCCAUGCCUUCCUGCCUGCCCUUCCCCUGGUUUGGAGAGAGAGGAAAAGAAAAAGAUGUGGAACGAGGCAGGGAGAGACUCCGCUCCGUGUCCAGUAGCAGCCUGCCGUAUCUGACCACCACAGGUAGAAGAGAUCAGAGUAUUGGCUCUCCGGUGCGCAGCUCCAGCAUGGAGGGUCAUGUCUCUGAUCACUCUGUCUCUGGACACUCCUACACAUACACCUUUUCCUCCACUGAGACGUUGGACGAUGACCCACUUCCCAACAACAACAACAACCAGUGGCAGAGUCGACCGGUGUUGGAGUGGAGCAACCAGCAGGUGUGUCUGUGGCUAAUCGCCAUGAACAUGGACCAGUACACAUCAGCUUUUGCUGCGAGAGGAGUGGACGGGACACAGCUCCUCAACUUGGACAGUGAGAAACUAAAAGCUCUGGGGGUUUGUAGUCACGGGGACCGCUCUGCACUUAAGAAGAAGCUGAAGGAGAUAAAGAAAUGUGAGGAGAAGGAACAGAAGAAAGGAGAACCGAGGCUGAAGGAAGGAAAUGUAAAAGAGAAGAAUGCAGUUUUGGAUAAGGAGAAUGAAGAGCGAGGGAGGAUGAUUUUGGAGAAGUCUGUAAAAGAUGUCCGACGUACUGGAAAAACAAUAAGAACAGAGUCGCUCUUGUAAAGGUGAUGUCAGAGAAACUGCACCAGCAUGGGGCUGUUUGCAGUCUUGCACACAAAAACACACUUCUGUUUCGUUCAUGGAAUCAGCUAGAUGUACUGCACACAUCCUCCACUUUUCACUGCUUAGUGUUUAUCAUUUAAAAUAAAGAACACGCAUCAGUUUUAACUGGUAAUAAUGAUCUUUAGACCAGAGCAGAGGUGGACUCUUGCACCAGAGUCCACCAUAUAUCUGACAGGUUUGCUAUACUUCUGAAGUGUUUUGUUUUUUAACUUUCAUGAGCUUUAAAUUAUAAUUACAAGAAUUUUAACCUUUCACACAGUGCUGAUUUAAGCACAAAUGCAUUUGCUGUAAAUGUUUUUUUAUGUAUUAAUAAAUAAUGAUUUAAACAUUUUC
Molecule: messenger RNA, 4803 nt
Organism: Notolabrus celidotus (New Zealand spotty)
Lineage: Eukaryota; Metazoa; Chordata; Actinopteri; Labriformes; Labridae
Product: neurabin-1-like
Exons: 19
Coding region: 451-4410 (1319 amino acids)
Biological process (GO): calcium-mediated signaling; actin filament organization; neuron projection development
Cellular component (GO): actin cytoskeleton; cytoplasm; postsynaptic density
Molecular function (GO): actin filament binding
Source: RefSeq, a predicted model, not a curated record